Marasmius oreades (fairy-ring Marasmius) is the source of this 612-nucleotide messenger RNA. RefSeq lists its product as uncharacterized. The transcript is spliced from 4 exons. Gene Ontology annotation, cellular component: membrane. Bases 1 to 612 code for a protein of 203 amino acids. Gene Ontology annotation, biological process: mitochondrial respiratory chain complex I assembly. The record is from RefSeq and is a predicted model, not a curated record. NCBI's taxonomy places the organism in Eukaryota, Fungi, Basidiomycota, Agaricomycetes, Agaricales, Marasmiaceae.
AUGUCAAUGCUACGAAGAAUUUGGAGAGCCAUAACUCGACCAACAGGCUUUGUUGGUCGAGAUCUCGAAGGGAAUUCAUUCUAUGAGCGGCCGACCCCACAUCCCAGUGGUCGUACACGACGAGUAGUUAAAUACCGAAGACCAGAGGAUCAGUGGUUAUACAUUGGAGGAGGAAGAAGACUACCCAUUCAAUGGUCAGCUUGGCUAUCUCACACUCGACCCACCCCGCCGACAUUGCAAGAGUUACAAGUCGAUUUGAUUCGCCAGCAGCGUGUACACCAUAAUGCUGAAAUGAUCAAAGCAGCAGACGAGAUGGAACGGGAGGAACAGCGGAGGUUAUUACAGGCAGGGGCUACGACGAAGAAGGCUAUUACUCUUGGGAUCGAGCCUACAUCGAGCGGCAACGAAAACACGAGUUCCAAAGGGAAAGAUCCCUCGACCAUGGGCGCGCCUGCAGGUGGACCACUAGCUCUUACACAAGAACCAUUGUGUCCGUCGCCCACUAAAAAACUGGCUUCAAAACUGUUACCUACGACAGGACCCGAUGAGUAUAAACCUGAGUCUUGGUCACCUAGGGUAUCAGUGCAAAGAGGACAGCAAAGGGAAGGAUGA